UACAAUUACAAUUGGCUCGAGGAAAAGAAUUUUUGCAUAAAUUUAUGGGCGGACCUCAGCCAGGGUUAUGUUGUUUUGUGGUUGAUUCUUUUCGCGCCUCAUAAGGCUACGAGGUCUUGUUUAUUAAAUAAAUAAGUUGAAAGGAGGUAAGCAUGUGCCCUGUCCUUGCUUUACUAGAUUUAGUCUUAUAAACGCAGCUUCUUCGUCUUUCUUCUUCUUUUCUAAUUCUCAUAUCAAAGAAGAAGAUGAGAUGGGUAAUUUUCUUUCUAAUCAGAAGCGUAAGAAGCUGCCUGCUGUGAACGGAUCAUCAAGAGGAAGAAGAUCAACCAAUAACUCUUUCCCACCUGCCAUGGCCGCGCCGCAAGCUUCAUUUUUGGAAGUAGGAGGGAGUGGAAGCACUAGUAAAAUUAAUAAUAAUGUUUCCAAGCUACAGAGAAAGCAAUCAGCAAAGCAGAAGUAUGGAUUUAUUGCUGAUAAUUUCUCAACCCUAGACCAGGUUACAAAAGCUUUAAGAGACUCUGGUCUAGAAUCAUCUAAUCUCAUGGUUGGAAUCGAUUUCACAAAAAGCAAUGAAUGGACAGGCAAAGUAUCAUUCAAUAACCGGAGUCUACAUGCAAAUGGUGAUACACCAAAUCCUUAUGAGAAAGCCAUCUCGAUAAUUGGAAAGACUCUGGCUCCAUUCGAUGAAGACAAUUUGAUACCUUGUUUUGGCUUUGGUGAUGCUACCACGCAUGAUACGGAGGUGUUUAGCUUUCACAAUGAUCAUUCAUCUUGCCAUGGCUUUGAAGAAGUCUUAGCCUGUUACAAAAAGAUUAUUCCGAACUUGAGAUUAGCUGGACCUACUUCUUAUGCACCGGUAAUUGAUGCUGCGAUCGACAUUGUGGAAAACAGUGGUGGCCAAUUCCAUGUGUUAGUUAUCAUUGCAGAUGGCCAGGUCACACGAAGUGUUAAUACAAGUGACAGAGAGCUGAGUCCACAAGAAGAGAAAACAAUCAAUUCAAUUGUCAAUGCAAGCUCAUACCCACUGUCGAUUGUUCUGGUUGGUGUUGGUGAUGGACCUUGGGAAGAUAUGAAGAAAUUUGACGAUAAGAUUCCCGCGCGUGACUUUGACAACUUCCAGUUUGUAAACUUCACUGAGAUUAUGUCCAAAAAUAAAACUCUAGAUGAGAAAGAAACUGCUUUUGCUCUUGCUGCCCUGAUGGAGAUCCCUCUCCAGUACAAAGCAGUCAUGGAACUUGGUCUGCUUGGACAACGAACUGGAAAAGUGAAGAAAGUAGUUCCACGUCCUCCUCCAGUUUCCUACCGUCGACCUACUCAUCCGGAGCGUGUACCAAGCAAUAAUGUCUCAUCAUCACCUGCGUUAGAUGAUCGGACCCAGGCAUGCCCAAUCUGCCUAACGAGUGCAAAGGACUUGGCCUUUGGUUGUGGGCAUAUGACAUGCAGAGAAUGUGGGUCAAGAGUGUCCAAUUGUCCAAUAUGCCGCCAAAGGAUUACUAAUCGUCUCAGGCUGUUCACUUGAUUUCCAUUUUCAAGUAACAUGUAUUUAUAUGUACAGGUUAGGGUUGAGUCUAGUUUUUAAAUUAAAUAUGGUAUGUGCUUGUUGAGUUGGAAACUGAAAUUUCUGUAUGUUAACUUAGUGUUCAUAUAAUUUAAGAAUAUUAAAUUGUACAAAAUGUUAAAAAUAUAUAUUAGUGGUUCGUAAUUUCCAGAAUUAAUUAAUUAAUACCAGUCUCUUGGAAUGUUU
Messenger RNA from Durio zibethinus, 1744 nucleotides. Its product is annotated as E3 ubiquitin-protein ligase RGLG4-like. NCBI's taxonomy places the organism in Eukaryota, Viridiplantae, Streptophyta, Magnoliopsida, Malvales, Malvaceae. The record is from RefSeq and is a predicted model, not a curated record. Gene Ontology annotation, biological process: protein ubiquitination. Gene Ontology annotation, cellular component: nucleus. Gene Ontology annotation, molecular function: ubiquitin-protein transferase activity.